AUGAAGUUCACUCAGACCACUCUUCUUCUGAUCUCCGCCGUUUCCGCCCAGGAUGUGCUUGGAGGCCUCUUCUCUGAGGUUGGCAACCAGGUCAACUCCGCUGUUGGCAUUGCCGGCUCUUACGCCGGAGUUGGAGCUUCCAUCGCUGAGUCCUACGUCAAGGACGGUACUUCUUACGCCGGAGACGGUAUUUCCAUCGCCAAGACCGCCAUUGAAUCUGCCCGGCACGAUGUUGACACUGCUCUGCAGGGAGUUAAGACCAAGGUUGAUGCCGUUGCCUCCGGUGUGCGAUCCGAUAUCAAGGCCGGUGUUACCCAGGUGCCCUCUCGAAUCGAUGAUGCUCUUUCUCAGGUCAACACCAAGCUCAACGAAGGUCUCCAGGCCGCCUCUUCCGAGUUUGAGAUUGCCAAGACCGCUGGUGCCUCCGAGGCUUCUAAGGCCAACGAGGCCGCCAAGUCCUACAUCAACGAGGGUCUCCAGGGCGCUAACUCCCAGUUUUCUGUUGCCAAGUCUCUGAUUGACGACGAGGCCAAGACUGGAGGAUCCGCGUGGUCUGGCAUUGUUGCCUCUGUCUCCAAGCAGAUGGAGGACGCCCAGAUCUCCGCCUCUGUCACCGGUAGCGCCCUUGCUUCUGCCUCUGAGGCUCUCUCUUCGGCCGCCUCUGCUGCCUCCACCGCCGAGUCCGGCUCUGCUGUUGCCACUUCUGGUGCUUCUGGCUCCGCCUCUGGCUCUGCGUCUGGCUCUGCUUCUGGCUCUGCUUCUGGCUCUGCAUCUUCCCUUUCUCGAUCCGCAUCUUCGGCCGCCGCCUCUGCUUCUGGAUCUGCCUCUGCUUCUGCUGCCUCUACUGGUAAGGAGAACGGCGCCAACCCCAUGGCUGCCACUGGCAUGGUCGCUGCUCUUGCUCUUCCUCUGGUCGCUGCUCUUCUGUAA
Yarrowia lipolytica CLIB122 is the source of this 930-nucleotide messenger RNA. RefSeq lists its product as uncharacterized. Lineage: Eukaryota; Fungi; Ascomycota; Dipodascomycetes; Dipodascales. The record is from RefSeq and is a predicted model, not a curated record.